CACGUUGACGUUUCAUCAAAUCAUUCCCUGAUUGUUUUUUGUGAAUGUGCAGUUGCAUUGUUUUUAAUCGAAUUACCAAGUUUUUUUCCUGAAACCGAUGAAGUAAUAUUAAUAAAAUGUCGUUCGGCAGUUUCGAGAACGUCGGAUCGUUCAUACGCGAUUGUGGUAACAAGAAAUUGAAAUAUGACGAAGCUUGUUUACAAGUUAUUACUGACCGACCGAUCAGUUUUUGGAGUCAAUAUGAAGAAUGUGAGGGCUGUAUUUUACUGCAAAGGGCUAAUAUAACGAGUUCACACAACUUCGUGAUUGAUACAAUAAGUCCUUUGCGCUACACGGUGAAAAAAGACGACAAUGCAGAGAUCUGCAGUGGGGAAUACCAAUUCAACGAAUACGGCCAGUAUCUCCUCAAUGUGACCGAAGUGAAGACCGACUCAUGCGCGCCUCGUAUGACGGCGGAACCGGAUGCGGCGUACCUGCCGAUCCUGACCGCCGUCGUCAUUCUACUGUCUAUGGCCACACUAUGGUACGUCGUCAAGGGGAUAGGGAAGAGGAUUGUCGCUGGACGCCUGUAUUCUAGAUAUUUUGCAAGAGAAGACAAUGAGCUUGGGUCGGAGACCCGCGUGUUCACGACGGAGGCGAGCGUGUCGCGCUCCCCGACCAGGUCACGGCUGCGGUCCCUCGACAUCUUCCGAGGAUUCUCUAUCGCUCUCAUGAUAUUCGUGAACGCUGGCGGCGGCGGCUACGGUAUCUUCUCCCACAGCGUGUGGAACGGGCUGACGGUGGCCGACGUCGUGUUCCCGUGGUUCGCUUUCGCGAUGGGCGAAGCUCUCGUGCUCUCACUCAACGCCAGGCUCAGGACCUCCCUACCGAGAUAUGUUGCUUUACAGCAGGUGGCGUACCGAGCGCUCAUGAUGUCCUUCAUAGGCAUUGUGCUAGGCUCCACCAACUCGUCCUGGGUCGACGUGCGUCUGCCCGGAGUGUUGCAGCGUCUGGCGGCCAUGUACCUUAUAGUGGGGGCUCUGGAGUGCGCCUUCAUGAGAACUAGCCAGAAUAUUACACCAGGUCGAUCUCUGUUCAGAGACAUCAGUGCUGGCUGGCAACAAUGGCUGUUCACUUUAAUGCUUGUGUCUAUUCAGGUAUGUAUAACCCUGUUGGUGGCUGCCCCGGGCUGCCCGCGCGGCUACCUGGGCCCGGGCGGCCUGCACCUGUCCGCGGUCUCCAACGUGUCGCUGCAGAACUGUACUGCAGGCAUCGCCGGGUACAUCGACAGGCUAAUCCUCGGCCCAGCACACUUGUACCAGCGCGGCACCUUCAAAAACCUGUACAUGACGACAGUCCCGCACGACCCUGAGGGCAUCCUGGGCGUCCUGUCCGGGGUGCUGGUGGUACAGGCCGGGGCUCACGCCACCAGGAUCAUGCUGGCUUACAACCACGCGAGGGCACGUAUAAUGCGCUGGGUGUUCUGGUCGCUGGUGUUCGGCGUGGCGGGCGGCUCGCUCUGCAUGUUCAGUAAGAACGGCGGCCCCAUCCCCGUCAACAAGAACCUGUGGUCGCUGUCCUACUGCCUCGUCACGUCAUCCAUGGCGCUCUUCAUACAGGCCGCCUUGUACUUCAUAGUCGAUUUGAAGACUAAGUGGGGUGGCAGGCCUUUGUAUUAUGCUGGUCAAAACGCAUUAUUCCUGUAUAUCGGAAGCGAGCUCCUGAAACGCAACUUCCCCUUCCACUGGGCCCUAUCCCAGCCGACGCACGCACAACAACUGGCAACACACGCGGCCGCCAUGUUGAUAUGGUUAGCCGUCGGUGUUGCCCUACACAGGAAGAGGGUCUUUAUCACGCUGUAAUAGUGUUGUAACGGUAAAUAAUGUGUUUUUUAGAAAUGACUUGAAUGGUAAAGUUGGGAUUUUUAUUAAUAUUUGAGCUUAUAAUUUUAAUUGCGGAAAUAUAGAUAUAUGGAAUUGUCAACCCGUAGUGGGCAAGUGAGUUCAUUAGUGCUUAAUCCUUCCUUAUAAAGAGGUGAAUGAGGGAUUAUCACAGGGAUUACUACACGCUGCGAAUAUUAAUAAUUUUGAAUAGGCUCAGUUUUUAAAGGCGAAUUUAUAACUUGACUUAAAAAAGAACAAGGACUAGAUUAGGCAACGCAUGUGGCUAACACUCUAUAUAAUAAAACCACUACAUCAUUAUGGAAUUGCAACAAUCAUUCAAGUCACAUGCCCCAAAGGCACCCAGACUCAAGACAUGAAUUCGGGGAUCACACAAAUGCUUAUCCUACACGGGGAUCGAACCCGCGACACGCAAACAGUGCGAUUGGCGUGCAAUUACAGUUCAAUAAAAAGUAAUUUAAUUAAAAUUGUAAGCUUUGACGUAAAAAUAAAACUAAUACUAUUCAAGUCAUAUCCAAUGCCUUAAUAAAGAAGAAAAUAUGUUAUAAUUAUUUCUAUUCUAUUGUAACGACAUAAGGUUUAUUUUUGUUUGAUUUAACUAUAAUACAAUAAACAAUAUAUCUGUAUAACAUAGUCGUGUUUAUUCCCUUGUAAUACAGUCUAGUUUAGUUUGUAAUCAUUAUUUAAUAACUUGUGAUGUUCUUUAACAACUUCUGAAGCUUGUAGUGGUAUUAUUUUCUUUUUUAAAUCUGUAAACUGUUUCAAUUAAUUUGUAAAAGAUCUUAAACUGCAAAAGACAAUUAAUAUUUAGAUACUAUUGCUCAAAAUACAUGGCUCGGUCAUCUACUAAAUUUCUGUAAAAAUAUUUCGGAACUGAUUGUAAAAUACAUUUCUAUAAUAAUAAUAGCAAGUUAAAAUUAUAAUUUGACGUCAAAUAUAGGUUUGAAAGCAUGAAUUUUGUUCUAUAAUUAUUAUUAUUUGCGUUGGAGCUUUAAAUGAAUUAGAAAAAUUAAAGGAAGACCUUUGUACACAA
Messenger RNA from Trichoplusia ni (cabbage looper), 2913 nucleotides. RefSeq names its product heparan-alpha-glucosaminide N-acetyltransferase-like. The transcript is spliced from 10 exons. Bases 117 to 1841 code for a protein of 574 amino acids. The record is from RefSeq and is a predicted model, not a curated record. Lineage: Eukaryota; Metazoa; Arthropoda; Insecta; Lepidoptera; Noctuidae.